Molecule: messenger RNA, 508 nt
Organism: Staurois parvus
Lineage: Eukaryota; Metazoa; Chordata; Amphibia; Anura; Ranidae
Source: the annotation of a GenBank genome assembly
AAAGUGUCCGGACUGGAAGGGGGGAAAGUGUCCAGAAAAUACUGGAAGGGGGGGGGGGGAAAGUGUCCGGACUGGAAGGGGGGAAAGUGUCCGGACUGGAAGGGGGGGGGGGGAAAGUGUCCGGACUGGAAGGGGGGGAAAGUGUCCGGACUGGAAGGGGGGAAAGUGUUCGGACUGGAAGGGGGGAAAGUGUCCGGACUGGAAGGGGGGGAAAGUGUCCGGACUGGAAGCGGGGGGAAACGGACUGGAAGGGGGGGAAAGUGUCCGGACUGGAAGGGGGGAAAGUGUCCGGACUGGAAAGGGGUGAAAGUGUCCGGAUGGGGGGGAAAGUGUCCGGACUGGAAGGGGGGUGAAAGUGUCCGGACUGGAAGGGGGGAAAGUGUCCGGACCGGACUGGAAGGGGGUGAAAGUGUCCGGACUGGAAGGGGGGGAAGUGUCCGGACUGGAAGGGGGUGAAAGUGUCCGGACUGGAAGGGGGUGAAAGUGUCCAGACUGGAAGUGGGGAAAG